UCUGGGGUCUGGGCCCAGGGAGGAUGCGGCCUUUGGGAAGUGGGGCGGGGCCUUAUGUGCCAGGGGGCGGGGUCUGGCAUUGGGCAGGGCCUAGUGGAUGCUGGGAGGGGUUUAGUGGGUCCGAGGCUGAGCUCCAUCGAUUUGGGCGGAGCCUGAGGGUCUGGUGUGUGGGUUAAACGGGUCUGGGGCGGGAUUUGAGGGAACCAGUCUUGAUGGACCUGCGCAGGCCUUGAGGGAAAGGGUAGGUCUUAAUGUGUCGGGGCGGAGCCUGAGUGGAUGGGGUGGGGCUGACUUUAUGAAUGGCAGGACUGGAGGAUGGUGGGCGGGGAGAACCCCAAAGGGAUGCUGUGGACCCUGGGACUGCUCUGGCUUGAGAGGUCUGCAGUGGGGCUGGGGAUGAGUUGUCCUUGAAUUAAGUGGUGGGAGGGACUCGUGGCAAGGGUCGGGGCUUACACUUGAGCGUGGGGGCAGAGGGAUGGAUGGAGGAACCGAGAAUUGAAAAAUCUGGAAGGAUGGAUGGAUGGAUGGAUGGAUGGAUGGAUGGAUGAAGAGGAGGAGGGAGGACAGGGUGCGGUAGAAAUAGCACUAGUACGAGUAAGAAGGAGCUACGAUCCUUCAACAAGCAGGGAAAAGUCGAGGGAACAAGUGCAAAGAUCCUGAGGUGGGACCCAGCUUGCCAUUUUCAGGGAAUAGACUGAAGGCCACCGUGGUGGGAGGUGAAGUCGUGAGGGGCAAGGGCAAGCCUAUAGUCCUCCAUAAGAUGGCUUUCAAGAGGCUUUAACUAGGUAAUAGCCAAACUUUUGAACUCUGGAGCCAGUAGACCUGGAUUCAGAUCCCAGCUCUGCCCAGCUAUGGCAUCUUGGGGAAGCCAGUUAACCUUUCUGGCCUCAGUUUCCUCAUCUGGAAGAUGGGGAUACUUUUUAGUAUCCUCCCUCAUAGAGUUUUUCUGAGGAAUAAGUGAGCUUGCAGUAGUGAAGAACUUUAGAACCGUGCCUGUUAUGUGGUAAGCGCUGUGUAAGAAUUGUCUGUGACCGUUGUUACUGUAGCUCUGUUGCUGCGUGUGUCUCUUUGUACCCUUGUAACUGUGAUGGUCUCUUGGCUUCCAUUUUUUUGCCCUGUAUCAUUCUCUCCAUAUGGGUUUCCCUGAUCUUGGCUCCAUCUGCUCAGACUUCCUCUUCAAAUUCCUGGUGAUUGGCAGUGCAGGAACUGGCAAAUCAUGUCUCCUUCAUCAGUUCAUUGAGAAUAAGUUCAAACAGGACUCCAACCACACAAUCGGCGUGGAGUUUGGAUCUCGGGUGGUCAACGUGGGUGGAAAAACUGUGAAGCUCCAGAUUUGGGACACAGCCGGCCAGGAGCGGUUUCGGUCGGUGACGCGGAGUUACUACCGAGGGGCGGCUGGAGCCCUGCUGGUGUACGACAUCACCAGCCGGGAGACGUACAACUCGCUGGCCGCUUGGCUGACGGACGCCCGCACGCUGGCCAGCCCCAACAUCGUGGUCAUCCUCUGUGGCAACAAGAAAGACCUAGACCUGGAGCGCGAGGUCACUUUCCUGGAGGCCUCUCGCUUUGCCCAGGAGAACGAGCUAAUGUUCCUGGAGACUAGUGCCCUCACGGGUGAGAACGUGGAAGAGGCUUUCCUGAAGUGUGCCCGCACCAUCCUGAACAAGAUCGACUCAGGCGAGCUUGACCCCGAGAGGAUGGGCUCGGGCAUUCAGUACGGGGAUGCCUCCCUCCGCCAGCUGCGGCAGCCUCGGAGCGCCCAGGCCGUCACCCCUCAGCCAUGUGGCUGCUGAGACGUGCACGGAGCCAGCUCAUCCGUUCUCCAGGACCAACCCUGCCCUUCGGGCCGGGGCCCAGACCCAGGCCCUGGGAGGCCGAGCCCCUCACCUGUCCUGGCCCCAGAGAAGCUGCCCCGCCACCUGUCCCCCUUCCCUGGCCUGGUGGGGCCUGGCUGAGGGGCAAGACUGAGCCACGGGGGAAGGGGGAAUCCGUACCUGCUGCUGCUUCCUCUGUCUUGGCUAAUCCCCGUCCCCCCAGAACCCCUAACCAUACUCGAAGAGUUCCCAAAGCCUGAGAUCAGGGCAUUCGGCCCCAGCUCCCCGCCAUUGCGAGUACGUGUUAUUUAUUGCCUGGAGGCCUGUCCAGUCCCCACCACCCCAUAAAGCAUUGUUUACACCUGUGU
Messenger RNA from Enhydra lutris kenyoni (northern sea otter), 2182 nucleotides. Its product is annotated as RAB4B, member RAS oncogene family. Gene Ontology annotation, biological process: regulation of endocytosis; Rab protein signal transduction. The coding region runs from base 1134 to 1793 and encodes 219 amino acids. Lineage: Eukaryota; Metazoa; Chordata; Mammalia; Carnivora; Mustelidae. The record is from RefSeq and is a predicted model, not a curated record. Gene Ontology annotation, molecular function: GTP binding; GTPase activity. The transcript has 7 exons. Gene Ontology annotation, cellular component: endosome.